Molecule: messenger RNA, 2433 nt
Organism: Theobroma umbraticum
Lineage: Eukaryota; Viridiplantae; Streptophyta; Magnoliopsida; Malvales; Malvaceae
Product: P-hydroxybenzoic acid efflux pump subunit
Cellular component (GO): plasma membrane
Source: RefSeq, a predicted model, not a curated record
AUGCCAACCGCACCCCUCCAACCGAGCAGAGCCAGAGCCGUAUGGCGGACCUGCCUGGCCUCCGCCUCCCGCACCGCCUUAGCCUGCAUCAUCGUUGGCAUCGCCACGUUGUAUGGACCAGCUUCGCUCCAACGCCAAGUAGCAUUCCCAGCAUUUUCCUACGUGACCGUCAUCCUCAUAGUGACAGAUGCCACGUUGGGUGACACGUUGCAUGGCUGCUGGCUGGCUCUCUAUGCCUCCGUCCAGAGCCUGGGGCCUGCCAUGUUGAGCCUGUGGCUGAUAGGACCAGCCAAGCUUACUGAUGGAACCACCGCGCUUGCGGUAGCAUUAGGAGGGCUGGUGGUGGUGUUGCCCGAAUCGACUCACUUGAUAACAAAGCGAAUAGCAUUGGGCCAAAUCGUUAUAGUUUAUGUUAUCGGCUUCAUUAAUGGUGGGCGAACGGAGCCUAUCAUGCAUCCGGUGCACGUGGCGGCUAGCACUGCUGUUGGGGUCUUGGCUUGCGUUUUGGCCUUAUUGCUACCCUACCCAAGAUUGGCUUGUUGCGAGGCGAAGAGAAACUGCAAGCUUCUGGCGGAGAACGGUUCACAGAGGCUGAAGCUGUUCGUCAAGGCACUAUGCGCAGAAGACAACGCAGCUGCAUCUGCUUCCAUCUCUCAAGCGAAGAUGUUGACCGCAGCCGGAACCAAACUUCUUCAAAGUGUUAAACGCUUCCAAGGAAGCAUGAAAUGGGAGACACUUCCGUUCAAGUUUUUGAGACCCUACUAUAUGAACUCAGGGGAGAAGUUGCAAGAUAUAGAGAUCGCUUUAAGAGGAAUGGAAAUGGCUUUGGAAAGUACUCCAUCAUUUCCCGGGAGAAUGUUGGAUGGAGAACUCAAGGAUGGGCUGCUUAGGUUGGAAGAGAACAUUAGCUUAAGGUUAAAACAGGCAAAGAGUUUCUUGCCUGGUGAUUCCUUAACUAAUCCGGAAUCAAAUGCUGAAGACAUUACGAAGGUCCUCCAAACGCUUCAAACAAUCCCACCAACCCACCAAGAUUUGCACUCUUUUUUCUUCUUGUUUUGCAUGAAACUCCUUCAUAGUAAGUCGUUGCCAAAUCCAACGACUAAGAAUCCGGUUCAGAAAAAUGGAGGAUCGUCACCCAUUUCAUCUAAACAAAACGGGUUCUCCUCCAAAGAGGUUUCGAGCAGCUGCGGCCUUAAGACCAAAAGGCUCAUUCCAGCUUUCAAGUUCUCACUUUCUUUAGGAUUCUCAGUUCUAUUUGGGUUGAUAUACAGUAAGCCCAAUGGAUUCUGGUCAGGACUCUCAGUUGCUGUCAGCUUUGCCGCCGCAAGAGAGGCAACGUUUAAAGUUGCAAACGUUAAAGCACAAGGGACAGUUUUGGGGACUGUCUAUGGAGUUAUAGGGUGCUUUCUUUUUGAAAGGUUCUUGGCUAUCAGGUUCUUGUCUCUUCUUCCUUGGUUCCUUUUUACAAGCUUCCUAAGGCAAAGCAAGAUGUACGGUCAAGCUGGUGGGAUAUCUGCUGUCAUUGGUGCCGUACUGAUAUUGGGAAGGACAAAUUUUGGUCCCCCAAGUGACUUCGCCAUAGCAAGAAUCAUGGAAACAUUCAUCGGAUUAUCUUGUUCAAUUGUGGUGGAGCUUCUUUUCCAGCCCACAAGAGCUUCAACUUUGGCUAAAAUUGAGCUCUCCAAAAGUUUGGAGACAUUGCAUGAAUGUAUUGGCUCGGUGAGCCUCCAAGUCAGCGAAGCCAACCUUGUAGAGAACCAGAAGAAGUUAAAAAUUCAUGUAAAUCAGCUAGGAAAAUUCAUUGGAGAAGCCGAGGUGGAGCCCAAUUUCUGGUUUUUGCCUUUUCAUAGUGCUUGCUAUGGUAAGCUUUUGGGGUCUUUGUCAAAGGUGGUGGAUCUCCUGCUUUUUGGUGCUCAUGCACUAGGAUUCCUUGAACGAGAGUCACAAAAACUGGAAACUUCUUGGAAGGAAACUGUAAAUAAACUAAACGGUGACCUUAAUCUCUUCAAGGAGUCCGUUGGCUCUGUAGUACAAUACCUUGCAAAGAUAUCCUUGAUCAAAUCACUCACCAUACUUGACAAGGAGCUUCAAAAGAACAACAUUUCUUAUGAUAUCGAGAUGGGAAAAUCAGCAAGCCCGAACUUUUUUAGGGUUUCUGGUUCAGAAGAAGAUGAUGAGAUGAACAAGAUUUUGAGUUCAUUUCUUCAACAUUCCCAAGAAGUUGUCGAUAUCAUCCAUGGCAUUGAAGGUGAGAAGGAGCUUAAGAGCCAGAUGGUAUUAAAUUUGAGUGCCCUGGGGUAUUGCAUGGAAAGUUUAACAAGAGAAACACGACAGAUUGAAGAGGGGAUAAGGGAACUUGUGCAGUGGGAAAAUCCUUCAAGCCAUGUAAACUUGCAUGAAAUCUCAUGUAAAAUACGUGGUUUAUACAGUUAA